AUGCGAGUCGCUCGUCUCUCGUUCCUCCUAUACUCCCUGUCCCUCGUGGCCGUCGUCGCCGGUCAGAGUACCGGUGUGACCGUGGGCGGAGGUGGAGGAGGGAACGGCAUCACUUCUGGGAAUGCUGCUCCCACCACCUCGGACGAUCCGCCACCCAAGACUUCGGCUCCAGAACCUACCGAUAGCGGCUCGACGACGAGCGAUCCGGGGCCUACAGCAACAAGCACAUCAGAAAAGUCAUCGAAGUCAGAAACGCCCUCGAACACAGAAAAACCCCCUCCAAAGACUACCGAAGAACCCACGAAACCAACGACACCCCCCAAAACCAGCGAUAAAGGAGAUUCUACCACAGACAGUGGCUCGAAGCCCACCUCGGACAAUACUGCAGAUACCUCCACAAAGACUACCCCCACUCCCGAUCCGAAGACGAUUACCACAAUGGUUACUGUGAGUGGAACGCCAGUCCAAACCACGUUAACCUCCACCCCUUCGGACCCGAGUGCUUCGACCGAGUCUCCAUCGCUCAAUGGGACCUCGGGGGAGAAGCAGAGCUCUGGUCUCUCGUCGAACCAGAAGAAUAUUAUCAUCGGUGUCGUGGUUGGUGUGGGUGGUGCCAUCCUGAUCGGUGCUCUUGGCGUGGUCGCUUGGAGGAUUCGGGCCCGCAAGCUCAGUGCCCGUGAGAAUGACGAAGUUACCGACCUCAUGAGUGGCACUGCUGUCGGUGCUGGGGCUCGAGAGAAAGCCCCCAGCCCGGGAGCCGGCGGAACGCCUUUCAAGAGCACGCUAGACCAAUACCAUAACCCGGGCCCGGUCAACGCCGCUUCGAACUUCUAA
Messenger RNA from Aspergillus tanneri, 834 nucleotides. It is a transcript of the gene midA, whose product is annotated as putative cell wall protein. NCBI's taxonomy places the organism in Eukaryota, Fungi, Ascomycota, Eurotiomycetes, Eurotiales, Aspergillaceae. The coding region runs from base 1 to 834 and encodes 277 amino acids. The record is from RefSeq and is a predicted model, not a curated record. The transcript has a single exon.